AUGUCUUCUGUCGUCCCUCAUCAGGGUUCGGCCGUCGGAUAUGACGACGGCAGGGUUGUGUUAGAAACUCGCCAAGAAGCCCCGGAACUGUCAGAGAGCCGUGUGACAACGUACUCUCACGACAACGUCUUUGCCUGCAUCCAGUCUCGUGGUGCCAACAAUGGGCACGUUGCUGGCGGUCAGCCUCGGGAACACAGCAUUGUGAGCCUGGAAGCCGACAUGGCCAGGUUCCAGUCGAUGAAUUCUGUCGUUACUGUUCCGUCAAACUCAAACUUGGCUGGUAUUGGUGCACAGUUUGAGGGAUUGUCCCGAGGUUCGUUGCCAGUUCCUGUCCCUAGACCUUGGUCAUAA
Fusarium subglutinans is the source of this 351-nucleotide messenger RNA. RefSeq lists its product as uncharacterized. Bases 1 to 351 code for a protein of 116 amino acids. The record is from RefSeq and is a predicted model, not a curated record. The transcript is spliced from 2 exons. Lineage: Eukaryota; Fungi; Ascomycota; Sordariomycetes; Hypocreales; Nectriaceae.